AUGGCUCAGCGACCGCCUGAACGCCCUGAGCGCCCUCCCUGGCCGUUCUCGCGCCCUCGUACCGACCUGAGAGCGCCUCUCCGCCUCAACCGCCGGGCUCUGCAAGCGCCGCCAGCUCCGCCUGUGCCGGCAUCGCCCUCUCCUCCUCCCCUCCCCACCGUCCCCACCGUCCCCAUCGUCCACGACGGCCUGCCGCCCCGCCUCCCGGUCGAGCUCAUCCUCGAGAUAAUCGAGUGGUGCGACCACCUCGCCGAGAAGCGCAGCGCCACGCUCGCCGCCCUGUGUCGCCUCGCCAAGUCGUACCAGCACGCCGCCGAGCACGCCCUGUACUCGGACGUGCGGCUCUCGUGGGGCGACCGCUCCGGCCCUCAGCCCGAGGCGACCGACUCAGUGCCGUCAGGCCUCGUGCUGCACACGCUCGUGCACCAUGCGCGGCUUCGGCCCCUCGUCAAGUCGCUCGAGGUCGCGCUCCACGGCAGCGAGGGCCACCACCCCGAGGUCAUGUCGCUCCUGGGCAGCUUGCCCGGCGUCGAGUCGUACAGCACCGAGCGCUGCCCCGGCGCAGUCUCGCGCGACCAGAUGGACGGCUUGCGCCGGGUCCUGUCGAACGUGGGCGUCAAGAUCCGCACGCUCGACCUGGGCACGUGGACGCCGACCGCGGCAGCUCUCGUCCGCGAUUAUCCCCAAGCGUUCACAACCUUCAAGCACCUCAAGCUCGAACGGCUCGUCGACUACCGCGGCACGGCGCCCUCGGGCCCGAAUGUCGGCGUCGAGACGCUCGCCCUCGAGGUCAGCGUCGGGCCUCGAGCGUUCGUGUCGCUCACGUCGCCGUUCUGCAAGACGGUCCUGUCGCUCCGCCUGCCGGUCACGGGCAGCGAGGCCACACAGAGCCUCAAGCUGCGCCCGUUCGUCAAGCUCGAGCGCCUCGACCUGCUCGUCCCGAAAAAGGACCGCGGCCCGGCGUUCCAGGACGCCAUCCCCAACAUCGUCUCGCUCCUCCUGUCGGCAGCAUCGCUGCAGCACCUCGUCUCGCUCACGAUCCAGGAGGCGGUCGUCCAGCCGCCGCUCGACUUUCUCGGCCCGGCGCCCGAGUCGACCCAGCUCUCGAUGUCGGCGCACCACAUCCUCAACGCCGUCCCGUUCCAGAUUCAGCGCCUCACGGUCGACGCGCCGGGCUUCCUGUCGACCGACAUCGUCGAGUGGCUCCUGAGCCCGUGCCGCCCGCCGCAGCUCCAGUCACUUCGCCUCGGCGGCGACACGGGCGUCGGGCUCAACAAGCUGUUGCGGCGCACGACGGGCCGGUACGGCGAGCUCGCGCGCACGCUCGCCGAGGCGGGCAUUGAGGUGACGACCUUGCCGUGACGGAGUGGCGAGGCGGCGAGGCAGGGAGGAAGGCGGGUCGGCCAUCGUCGUCGCAGUGGCCUUUGAUUUAGUUUCGUGUAAUCUCUCGGUGCCGUCCAUCUU
Molecule: messenger RNA, 1464 nt
Organism: Rhodotorula graminis WP1
Lineage: Eukaryota; Fungi; Basidiomycota; Microbotryomycetes; Sporidiobolales; Sporidiobolaceae
Exons: 2
Coding region: 1-1362 (453 amino acids)
Source: RefSeq, a predicted model, not a curated record